AUGAUUCGCUUUUUGGAUGUGCUACCUCGAGCAAUCCGAAUCAAAUGGAAGGCAACUGUCCAGACAAACUUGGGCAGAUUCCGUUUUACUGGUGACCAAAAGUCAGGCAUUAAUGGCGAUUCUUUGCAUUCACCUUCAAAUGAGUCACAACAAAAUGAGGCACAAAACAUAGACAACAGAAAUGGUAAUUCUGUUUUAAGGCUUUUUAAUUUCACUGAUAAACAAAGAUGGAAUCAAGAUGAGAGCUUUUACAGAUGGCCAUUCUCCCUUUCAAGGACUUUUGGUGUGAUUGGCUGGGGAACAGUAGUGGCUUUUGGGUUGCAGUUCAACAAAUAUCACUUGAAUUGGAGGACUGAUUCAAACAAUUUAGAGAUUUCAUGGCUCAAAUAUAUUACUUACGCACUGCCUCUCAGCAGAACCUCCAUUUUGGAUUUUGAUAAGAAACCUUCCCACAAGUCAUUUAAUGAAUUCAAGCAAGAAGAAUCUCCACAAAAGAAAGAAGAACCUGAUUCCCUCACUGACAAUUUGUCCAAUAUGGUCAUGAAUUGUGUUGCCAUUGGUGAGAAUAUAAAAGGAAUCAAGGCAGCAGAAGGCGGAAACUUUCAGACAGCAGUUGAACAUUGGAAGAAUUCCUCUAAUAUUGGAUAUUCCAAAUCCAACUUUAAUUUAGGGCUCUGUUAUGAGACAGGAAGAGGAGUCAAUAAAGACCUGAGAAAGGCAAUGGAGCAUUACCAAAAGGCAGCAGAUCAGGGCCACUGCCAGGCGAUGUACAAUUUGGCUCUAUUAUGCUUUGAUUCUGAGAACAAGCAAGAGGAUUCUCACUUAAAGAAAGCCAUUAACCUUUUGGAACAUGCUGCAAAACUUGGUCUUCCACAGGCGCAAACUUACAUUGGUGUUAUUUAUGCUGAAGGUGAAACAAACAAUUUCUCCAAAGCCGUGGAGAUGUUCACUGCUGCUGCUCAACAGGAGGAUAGUGAAGCUUUCUACUACCUUGGCAUUUGUUUUGAGAAUGGACUUGGAGUUGAACAAAGUGAAUCCAAAGCUGCUGAAUAUUUUCUCAAGGCAGCUGAGAGUGGACAUUCUGAAGCUCAAUUCUCUGUGGCCAGAUUCUACGAAAAAGGAUUAGGAGGUUUGCAAAAAGAUGAGAAACUUGCUGAAGAAUUUUACUUGAAAUCAGCCAACGCUGGAAAUGAAAAUGCUCAACAAAAGUUGCAGGAAAGAUUACAUGAAAGUUCUGGCCAUGUUCAUGAAGCUCUAAACACAUCUUCAAUGGCUGUCUUGAAUUCAAAAGUGAAGGUAUUGACUAAUUCCUUCUCUUCCAUGCUUACCAAUUCUGUUUCAACUCUGCAGGCAUAUUUCAACAUUAACAACAGCGUCACCUACCAAGAGAGUAAUGUUGACAUCUAUUUAACAGAAAAUAUGAAAGACAAUGAAGAACAACUCAACACUCACCUGCAGUAUAUGCCGCACUGUUGCCCCACAAAAGAGACUCCUUUUAUCUCAGUUUCUGUCCCUAUUGAAAUUUUUACACCUAAACAGAAAACUUGA
This is a messenger RNA of Acanthosepion pharaonis, 1548 nucleotides long. NCBI's taxonomy places the organism in Eukaryota, Metazoa, Mollusca, Cephalopoda, Sepiida, Sepiidae. The record is from the annotation of a GenBank genome assembly.